This is a messenger RNA of Trichoplusia ni (cabbage looper), 3269 nucleotides long. RefSeq lists its product as uncharacterized. The transcript has 4 exons. The record is from RefSeq and is a predicted model, not a curated record. NCBI's taxonomy places the organism in Eukaryota, Metazoa, Arthropoda, Insecta, Lepidoptera, Noctuidae. Bases 1459 to 1974 code for a protein of 171 amino acids.
AUUUUGGCAACUAAAAACAACCAGAAUUUUAAAUGACUUAUUGAUAAUGAGUUCAACUCACUUUUUCAUUCACUUUUAAAAAUAAAUCGUGGGUAGACUUUGCUCGGCAGCGGAAAACAGUGAAAAGAAAAAGAACACUAGCGGCGGCGACACUAGGCGUCAUUUAUUCGGGCCGAGGCGCCUUUUACUUAAGCACAGACACAGUACUCAUGUAUCUAUUUGCUAUGACAUAUUGUAUCGGCGCGUUUAUAAGCCGCCGCCGUGUGGAGAGGCCCUAAGAACUAAAGCGCAAUGAUACUGUUAGGUAGAAAUACAUUGAAGGUGGUUAGUAAUCAGCUUCGAUUAAUUAGAAGGUAUCUUUAUUCACCCAUCAGACAGCUGUAAAACCUACUAUCUAGAUGAGAUCUCAUUCAGAAACAAGUACCUAAAUCAUUAGCAAUAAACUUAAUAUCAAAAGUAAACUAUGGGUCGUAGGGUCGGGUUACACGAUACUGCAUUAGUUAAAUCAGCAAACAAGCCGCUAAUUCGGUUAACUGUAACCAGAUGGUAAUUGAACGAAAAAUAAACAAUGAGGGGGAUAAUCGGUGAGCAUGUUGGGGGUCGUGCCGUGGGUGGCUCAAUUAUGUAAUCACUAGCAAUGAGCGAAUUAUUCGCUAAGUGCACAAAGUACGUAGGUCAAUAUCAAGUAAUGUUUAUGUUUUGAGUACGGACUUCUUAGUUUCCUACGGUAGAAAGACCGUAUUACUAAUUUCUGGGACUGAUAAAUACGCACCAAAAUGCAUCAAAAGUGUAGAUACCACCGAUAUCCACUUGGAUUUUAUUAACAGCUUUUGAAUUUGAAACACCGUUUUUUUUACUAUCGGAAAGAUUCAAACUUACUCUAUCGGUAGUAUGUACCUAUAAUUUUUGAAUGUGUUUCGCAAUCGUAGAUGACGAUUAGUUCUUUAUCGGCUCUAUCCAAGUGAAAUAAUAAAUUCUGGCAUUUCUUUUAGAUGAUAAUGCUAUCAUGCGUUUUUUUAUACUUUCAUGCGUUGACUUUCUACUUAUUAAGGCUUUAAGAAGUUUGCCCUUUUAUCAGGCUCGAAUAUACCUACUAAUAUCUUGCAAAGGAGAUUUAGACAGCAGCCCAAGAAGUAAGUAACUAGCAACAAUGUUUCAGGCAGGACUUGAUAAUCAACAUCAAUUUAAGCUUCAGUUGAAUGAACUUGAAAAUUUCUCGGACAUAAACACACUGAUUAAACAUCUAAUUAAAAUAACAUUGACAAUAUUUAUGUAAAAAGUCAAUGAACUUAUUGACAUUGUGAACAUAAAGAUGUUGUUUACAUAAACUGUAGAUCAAACAUAAUCAAUAAUAAAUGCAUAAUAAUAGUUUUAUUUGAACAACGGUUCAUGUAGUGUGUCCGUGCAGAUAUUAUUGCGGGUUUUUAUUUGUUUUUGUAUAGUUUUUAACGUUUUAAUAUGUAUAUCAAAGUGCCAGAAGUACGGAGAUGUUGCUGCUGUUUCCCUUUACGGCAUGGGAUUAUGUUUUUCGGACUGAUUAACAUAAUAUUUUCCAUGGUAGCUGUGACAUGUCUAGUUAUAACUACAGAGUUAAAAAAGAAGAAUUUAAUAGAUGGCUCGUCUCUGGAAGUGGUGACGGCAACCAUUUUAUUCAGCAUCUUCGGGAUGGGCGUCAUUUUGAACCUCAUGCUCCUGGUGGCUGGUUGUCAGAAAGACAUCUUGAUGUUGCGCCUGUACUUAUACUAUGGUGUUGUCACGACUCUCGCGGCACUGGUCCCUACAUUCAUACUGCUGUCUAGGAUGAUGACAGGCGACGUUUGUGUGGCUUUGGCUGCUAUAUGUACUCAAUGGUACGUCAUCAUCUUAGUGAGGAGCGAGAUCAUGAAGUUGGAACAGGCCAGUAUCAGGUCAGAGGAAAGGCAGCAGGACCACGAACCUGCUGUUGAUGUACCAGACAGAGUGACAUUACUCUAGGAAUUAUAGAGCAAAGAGAAUGGACUUCGUACUAGAUGACUUACAGAUCAAGGAAAUAAAAUAUUUUGCAGUUUAAAACUUUUUGUUCUGGUUUCUUAAUACUCUAUGGUUAAGUACGUUUCUUUAUUACUAGCUGUUUUAUUUAAUUAAUUUUUAGUACAGGAAUUGCGUAAGGUGUCAGUGGGGAAGAUUAAAAAUAAAACACUUAAUUGUGAUUAAUCUUUUUAUUGCCCUUUUCACUUAGCUCAAUCUCAAGCUUAAUCAAAUCUACUAACAUUUUAUAGAGUUAUUCGUUAUUCGUGUGUGGCAGUAGGAAUUUGAGAACUUCGAAUCCCAUAAACUUUUCAACUUACAAUUACAAAAUAUACUCAAAGUAGCCGCUCUUUGUUCAAAGAUCACGCUCCCAGUAAUGAUGCCGUCAAAUUAUUAAAAAAAAUGUGCCAAAAUAUUUCCAAAUUUUCAUGUGGCGCACAGGUGGGUGCCCGCGGGUCUGCAAGUCGUGACUUACUCCGGCGGGGCCAUUGUCAGAGCCCCAUACUGUAAGGAUAACGUCGGCUUUGAAAACGGCGGCUCAUAUUGUGUUGUGACUACCCUAAAUUGCCAAUUACACUAAUAAUUGAGGCUAAAAGACACCGCAACACGAAUGUUUCGAUUUAAUGCGGAAGUAUUUAGUUGCGUGUUUGGGUACUAGAUCUUUUGGCAACUUGUUUCUCGGGAUUUUUUUAUUCUAAAAGAUCCUUUGAUUUAAUUUUUCUGAUUCUUAUACUUGCCUACUUAUUUCAAAUCUCGAAAUACAACAAAACAAAACUGUAUUUUUUUCAUGAACUUUAGUUUUGGUUAUGCCAUUAAACAUUGUAAAUAAGUGAGUAGGUAUGUUUUAUUCAAAUUGAUGCUUGUAUAAUUCCCGUUCCGUUGUUAUUACAGUAAUUUGCAAUGUUUUACGCUAAUAUUACAUGAAACAUGUAUUUAAAUGCCAUCUGGUAUUCGAAUGAGAAAAUUCUGGAAGCCACAAGUCUGUGGGCGGUGCUUCACGACGCUCACCAGAGACAAGUUUAAGGACGAAGUAAUUAAAUUAAAAGUAAAUAAUUAUUGUGUCGAUACAGGUGGAGUUGGGUUAUAGAAAAUGUAUUAACAUAAGUUAAUAGCUACAAGAAAAAAAAUGGUCUUAAUUUCUAAUUAACUAUUCUAACUUGGACUAUAUUCCCGAAUUCCUGGUCUUGGUUUCGUAAUGUAGGUACCUAAGUAGGUAUUAUGCGGGAUAAUUACGAUAUUUACAAUUCCUUUCGACUUUAAUG